AAAAAAGUGAACUGAGGACCAUGUAAAAGCCAGGGGCCUGGCAGGCUUCGCAUGCUAGAGGGAUCCUCCCCACGAUUUCUUGCCCCAAGCAGUUCCCAUGAGUAGACCUCGGCACCCACAGCCUAAACUUGGUGAAGAAAACAGUCCAGCUGUCAUUGAGUAUAAAGGCUUCAAACUGAAAUGGGGUUCUAGUUCGCCAACUCUUAACUCGUCCACAUUAAAAUGUAACUAGGUAGUCAAUGGAGUCUGAUAGCCAGUUCUUCCCAGGUUUGGUUAGAGGAAAAUAAUGACCAUCUGAAGUGGGAGAGCCCUAGGUGGUGGAUAAAACACGAAAAGAAAAAAAUAAAGAUUAGGGUUAUAAAGAAGACAAAGCAAAGACUACAUUUGGCCUGGUUUGACCUAGCGAGUCUCAUUUGGGUGAGGGAAAAACAAUCUGUUUAGAAGCCUUUCUGAGUUCAUGCUUGUGUUUCUUUCCCACUUGGCAUCAUAGGCGAAGCAUUUCUUUUAAAGCUCAGGCCAACACUGUUCAAAAGGAGCCUUGUUCUCAGAUGAUCCAUUAACUGAAGUAUCACUGCAGAAGUUGGGACAAAAUUCAAUUUAUAUUGUACAACUUCUUAGCCCGGCUCAGUUUUCAAUCCCCUCACAGGUGUCCUCGUGCCUCCAAACAUGUUCUUCCGCCUCUCACGGCCGGAGUGAUUCCAGAAGAUUCUGGAACAAGCGAUCAGAGGCCCAUUGUGGAAUAACAAAGAAUUCCAGCAGUGAGCUGUAUUCUGUUCUGUCUGCUUUCCUGAGGAGAAGGCCACCUUCAUCUCAGGCCGGCAAGCUUGCCAAGCACUAGGAGCCCAAGCCAGAGCUCCCCAUGCCCAGCAAAACUGUCAAGGGGACAUGUGGACAGGUGUUGAAGAACUUCUUUGGAAGAAUCGAGGGGAUCCAGAAAGUAAUUACGGACCUAAUGGAUGAAUUUAAAGAUGAUUUUCCAACUACCCUGGGAUUAUCACAGUCUAAUCAGAAAGAAGAACCUGCGAAGAAAACAUCAAAAAUCAGAACGGCUGCGGCGUUGACCAAGAACCGCCCUGGACCUUGGUUUCGAGGGCUGAGCGGCCUGUCCUGGUGCUCCGGGGCCCUGGCGGGGCUGCUGCGGCCGCGGCUGGCGGGGAGGCUGGCGGAGCUGCGGGCCCUGUCCCGCCGCCAGCUGCACCAGCUCCUCGCGCCCCCGCCGGGCCCCAAGCAGGCCGGAAAGAGUUUUUUCUUUGAAAUCAUUUCUUUUCCAGCAAAGACUGCUUUAACUGGCAUGAUGUAUGCUUCAUAUGCAGCACUCAUUUAUUUGGCAAUCUGUGUUAAUGCUGUGCUGGAGAAGGCAAGGAACAUUUGUGAAGAAGAGGAAGUCCUAAGACAAAACAGAGAAAGUGAAAAUUCUAGAAAAGCCUUUUCAGAGCCCGUGCUCUUGGAGCCUAUGUUUCCUGAAGAUGAAAUCAAAGCAAAAGCUUACAGGUCACUGCCAGAGAAGCCAGACAUUUCAUAUCAUCCUGAGCUUCCUGGUAAUACACAAAAUAACAAGAUCCAGGUUUUACAUUCGGUGUUUGACCAGUCAGCUGAAACAAAUGAGCAAAUAUGAAUACAGAUAACACUGGAGAAAGCUUAAGAGUUACACACGUAAUGAUGCGUUUCACCUGACAAAGCCAGGAGCUCAGUAUAAAUACAUGUAGGCUCUGCUUUAAUAAAUAGGCGGGAGAUGAGUACUAAAACUACUACUGAAUGCAAUUCUGUAUUACUCAUUUGGUAGGGAAAAUAAAAUCUUGACGUAGACUAUC
This is a messenger RNA of Chinchilla lanigera (long-tailed chinchilla), 1811 nucleotides long. It is a transcript of the gene Spata9, whose product is annotated as spermatogenesis associated 9. The transcript is spliced from 5 exons. The record is from RefSeq and is a predicted model, not a curated record. The coding region runs from base 860 to 1615 and encodes 251 amino acids. Lineage: Eukaryota; Metazoa; Chordata; Mammalia; Rodentia; Chinchillidae.